Helianthus annuus (common sunflower) is the source of this 477-nucleotide messenger RNA. RefSeq lists its product as uncharacterized. The transcript is spliced from 2 exons. Bases 1 to 477 code for a protein of 158 amino acids. The record is from RefSeq and is a predicted model, not a curated record. NCBI's taxonomy places the organism in Eukaryota, Viridiplantae, Streptophyta, Magnoliopsida, Asterales, Asteraceae.
AUGCUAUUCGAGGAAGAGCAAUCACAAGAAUGGCAAACGAAGAACGCUCAGGCUUUGCAUGCUAUUCAACCCGCUUGUGGAUCACAAGCUUACUCCAAGUAUAAGAAGAAUACACAUGUCUCUGCUAAAUUCGCUUGGGAUCAUUUGGCUGAAUUGGGUCAUAUCCCAACGAAACAUCCUGAGGUUACACAUAAAAAAGAUCAAGAUGUUUCUGGUGAAUAUACAUUGUUCACAGGGGUUGAAAAGCACCAUCUAUAUGAAGACCUAUACAACGCUACUGAGGAUGACAACAUGGAAGGAGUGAAUGUGAUCCUUAAGAGGGAACCCAAUGCUACAACAUCAAUUGUAUCUUCACAUGGAUAUACAGCUCUCCACAUUGCAAUCCUCUCUGGAAAAAUAGAGAUUGCACUAGACUUAGUGAAGAAGAUACCCCCAGAAGAAUUAGAAAUUAGCAAUGAGUUUGGGGCAAUGUUGUAG